Messenger RNA from Oncorhynchus masou masou (cherry salmon), 2452 nucleotides. Its product is annotated as GTPase IMAP family member 7-like. The record is from RefSeq and is a predicted model, not a curated record. Lineage: Eukaryota; Metazoa; Chordata; Actinopteri; Salmoniformes; Salmonidae. Bases 216 to 1316 code for a protein of 366 amino acids. Gene Ontology annotation, molecular function: GTP binding. The transcript is spliced from 2 exons.
ACUCUGCAGCAUUGCAUCGUAGAUAGGGCAUGUAAACGGGUGAAAAGAAAAAGGACAUGGAUACAAAUAUAUUUAAUUUCUCAAUAAAAAAGACUAUCAUAAGAAUAAGGAAGCGCUGGUAAUAUACGCAAGUAACGCAAACGAAGACAGGACCCUCUUAUUUCAGUGCAUAUUAAGGUAUUCCACGGAUAAUCCAUAGUUCAGCCGUGUUCGCCAUGGCUAACUCAUGUGGGACGGUGGAGAUGGCGUCAUUGGAAUGUGCUGCCUCGAAUCUGGCAUGUGAAGCAUCACUGGAGCCUGACAGUGGGGCGCUGAGAAUGGUACUGGUGGGGAAGACAGGCGCAGGGAGAAGCUCUUCUGGUAACACCAUCCUAGGGAGGCAGGCAUUCCGGGUGGACAUCUCUUCAUGUUCUGUAACUGGUCAGUGUGACAGACAGAGUGGAGCUGUGGCUGGGAGGAACCUCACUGUGGUCGACACCCCAGGGUUCUUCGACACGCGCCUCUCCCCUCAGGAGGUGACGGCUGAGGCAGGACGCUGUGUGGUGCUGUCCGCCCCUGGCCCCCACUCCUUCCUGGUGACCCUUCAGCCUGGCAGGUUCACUCAGGAGGAGCGGGAUGCCCUAGAGUGGGUCAAGGCCACUUUUGGACCAGGAGCCCUCAGAUACACAGUAGUACUGUUCACCUGGGGUGACCAGCUUCAGGGGAAAAGCAUGGAAGACUUCCUGAAGGAGAGCCAAGAGCUCCAGGAGUUUGUGAGUAGAUGUCAGGGGGGCUACCAUGUCUUUAACAACAGCAACAAGAUAACAGACUGCACUCAGGUCACAGAGCUCCUGGAGAAGAUAGACAAGAUGGUGGCGCAGAACGGAGGUGGCUGUUACACCAACCUGAUGUACCAUGAGGCAGAGAGAGCCAUCAGAGAAGUGCAGGAAGGAAUUCUGGGAGAGAGAAGGAUGACUCCAUUGAAGCAGGAGGAGGAUGGGGUGAAGACAGGGCCAGAGCCUCAGGGACCGGAGGCAGAGAGAAUGAGAAGGAGGGAAGAGGAGGAGAGGAGAAGAGAGGAAGAGGCAGCCAGAAAGAAGGCAGAGAAGUUGUUCUGGUGUGAGCUGGUGUCUGCCCUGGGGAAGGGGGCGGCAGAGGGAGCUGGAGUAACAAGCAAAGGGAAAGGGAAAGCAGUGAAAAAGGUUAAGGCGAUAGAGAGGGCAGCAGCUUUGGCUACCACACCGCUGUCAAUCACAUCAGCUGCCAAAGUGGUGGGAGGAGCUGUGAGAGAGGGAAGUAAAGUGCUUUACAAACACCGCAAAACUCUCCUACACUGACGGGGACUUUUAAUAUCCACUAUUAUUCACUGUAUGGUGCUGGGUUAUCAGGUAGAAGAUGAGGGUCUUAAAUAACCCGUAUAUUUUGUUCUGUCUCUGAAGUGCUAAUUAAUUUCACACAUUUAUUUAUCACUCAACUGUGUUCCCUGAAAAAUCAUCACAAUGACUUCAUAAGGCAGGCUUGCUAAAGAUCCCCGAUGCACUUCCUUCCAUUGACAGUCAUAGUUGAUGAAGCUAUUAAUGCACUAACACACGGAGGUAAAUGAUCAGAAAGUUCAUAAGAGUUGAUAGAAUACAAAAUGCAGUGUAAUACCACUGUAAUGGAACUGUCACCAUCAUCCUUAGUAGAAGCCCAGCCCUGACAGUUGAGGAAGAGAUUCUAUUUGUCCAGGUUGUCAUAGUGCCACGGGAGUAAACAGGCAUUCAUUAUUGAAUACUCAAUAGAAAAGUAAGUGUGCUGUGAAUUUUUGAAUGGUGUGAAUCAAUUGUGUGUGUGUGGUUUUGAGUGGUGUGAAUCACUUGUGUGUGUGUGUGGUUUUGAGUGGUGUGAAUCACUUGUGUGUGUGUGGUUUUGAGUGGUGUGAAUCACGUGUGUGUGUGUGUGGUUUUGAGUGGUGUGAAUCACUUGUGUGUGUGUGGUUUUGAGUGGUGUGAAUCACUUGUGUGUGUAGUUUUGAGUGGUGUGAAUCACUUGUGUGUGUGUGUGGUUUUGAGUGGUGUGAAUCACUUGUGUGUGUGUGUGGUUUUGAGUGGUGUGAAUCACGUGUGUGUGUGUGGUUUUGAGUGGUGUGAAUCACUUGUGUGUGUGUGUGGUUUUGAGUGGUGUGAAUCACUUGUGUGUGUGUGUGGUUUUGAGUGGUGUGAAUCACUUGUGUGUGUGUGUGUGGUUUUGAGUGGUGUGAAUCACUUGUGUGUGUGGUUUUGAGUGGUGUGAAUCACUUGUGUGUGUGGUUUUGAGUGGUGUGAAUCACUUGUGUGUGUGGUUUUGAGUGGUGUGAAUCACUUGUGUGUGUGGUUUUGAGUGGUGUGAAUCACUUGUGUGUGUGGUUUUGAAUGGUGUGGAUCACUAGUGUGAGUAUGCAGGAGUAAACAUCCUGGUGUGAUGAAACAAUUUAAAGUAAUCAACACGAAGAACC